Molecule: messenger RNA, 7248 nt
Organism: Lampris incognitus (smalleye Pacific opah)
Lineage: Eukaryota; Metazoa; Chordata; Actinopteri; Lampriformes; Lampridae
Gene: loxhd1b
Product: lipoxygenase homology PLAT domains 1b
Molecular function (GO): protein binding
Source: RefSeq, a predicted model, not a curated record
AUGCCCAUGAAAAAGAAAAAAACAGCCCACAGAGCAGAGGAAGAAACCAAAGAUGUGGAUGACGACGACUCAGAGGAUCUGUGGUCAAAGCCCCACAGAAAAAGUCCACAGGUGAGUGAAGAUGAGGAUCCUAGAGGUCUGAGCAAAAAGAAGAAACAGAAAAUUAAAGACAGUGAAGAAGAAGGAUACAGCUCUAACAACUCAGGGCCUGAUGUGAGGAGUGUAAAGAAAAAAGAAAAGGUAAAAAACAAGAAAGGCAAAGAGAAGAGUGGGGAUGAGUUGAGCCAUGGGUCCAGCACAGAUGACGAGGAUAACAACAAUGGUAGAAAAUUUAAAAAGACAGCAGAGAGACUCCCUGAUGUGAUCCAGACCACCAAGAAGACCAAGAAGACCAAGAAGAAGACAUCAAUCAAAGAGAGCCAGCGGGACAACAUGGGCUCCAAGGACAAAAAAAACAAAGAUGAAGACAAAAACGAUAAGAAGGAGUCACAGAAAGGUGAGGAACAGCCUGCCGGGGACGAGGAAGGAGAGGGGAAAAAGAAAAAAAAAGAGAAAGAGAAGAAGACAAAGAAAGGUUCUGUGAAGGGGGAGAGCGAUGAGGAAAUCAAGAAGACAAAAGGCAAGAAGAAGAAAGUUGAAAAUUACGUGGAGAUCUAUGAGAAUGAGCUUCGCAACUACGAGCCAGAUAAAGUCGAAAACUACGAGGACGAAUACCAUAAGAAGAAAGUGUAUGAGGUGGUGACCAUAACUGGAGAUGAGAGAGGUGCAGGCACUGAUGCCAAUGUGUUUAUCACUCUGUUUGGAGAAUAUGGCAUCACUCCUAAGGUGCACCUUGCCAGCAAAAGUCGAACAGCGUUUGAAAGGGCCAAAACAGAUGUAUUCCGGAUUAAAACCCACAAUGUUGGACCCCUGAAAAAGAUAAGGAUUGAGCAUGAUAACACCGGGCUGAAUGCCAGCUGGUUUCUAGACAGGGUGGUGGUGACGGACGUGAUCAGGCCCCAUUUAAGGUUCUACUUUGCUUGUAACAACUGGCUCAGUAAGGUGGAGGGAGAGGGUCUCUUUGUCAGAGACCUGCUGGGAAGCAUGGACCCCAUGGAGAUGCCCAAAUAUAAUAAGUAUGUUAUCACAGUCUUCACUGCUGAUGUUAAAGGUAGCGGGACAGAUGCAGAUGUCUUCAUCAAUAUCUUUGGAGAGUUCGGAGACACAGGGGAGAGGCGACUCGACAAUGACAAAAACAACUUUGAAAAGGGCACCGAGGACAAGUUCACUAUUGAAGCUCCAAACAUGGGCAAAGUGAGGAAGAUCACCAUCGGCCACAAUAACAAAGGCUCCUCACCUGGAUGGUUUGUGGAUAAGGUGACUGUGGAUGAUCUGGGGAACAAGAUGAUGUAUGAGUUUCCAGUCCAACGGUGGUUUGCUAUCGACGAGGAUGACGGGAAAAUCCAGAGGGACAUUCUAGUUGGAGGAAGCCAGCCAACAGGUAUUGUGUACAACGUCCAGAUCGUGACAGGGAACAUCCGAGGUGCAGGGACCAACUCUAAGAUCCACAUUGCAAUGCACGGAUCCAAGGGCUUGAAAAACAGCGGCAAGGUGUUUUUGGAGGGGGGUAUGUUUGAGCGAGGGCUCACAGACAUCUUCAUCGUUGAGAUUGCUGCCCUCCUCAGCCCCCUCAGCAGAGUCACCAUUGGACAUGAUAACUGUGGGGUCAGUGCUGGCUGGUUCUGUGAGAAGGUGGUGGUCUACUGUCCCUUCACAGGGAUCGAGCAGACAUUCCUAUGCAGCAAAUGGCUGGAUGAGCGAGAAGGAGAUGGCCUGAUAGAGAGAGAGCUCUUCGAGAUGGUAUCUCUCAGGCAGAAGAGACAGAAGAAGCACCCGUGGUCCUUGUGGAUCUGGACAUCAGACCUGACCAACGCAGGGACAGACGCCGACAUCUACAUCCAGAUCUAUGGAGAGAAGGGCAAGUCAGAUGAGCUCAGACUGGACAACAAAACAGACAACUUUGAACAGGGCCAGAUCGACAAAUUUAUGGUGGAGUUACCAGACCUUGGGAACAUUACCAAAUUUCGCAUCUGGCAUGAGAAGAGAAAUCCCUUUGCAGGAUGGCAUCUCAGCAGGGCAACUCUGAUGAAGACACUAACAAAGGAGAAGUUCAAGUUCUCCUGCGAGCGCUGGCUGGACUCGAAUGAGGACGACAACGAGGUUGUGAGGGAGCUGCCUGCCACAGGAGAGCUCAUCCCUGAGCCUCUGACCCUGGUAAAAUACCGAGUGGUCGUGUGCACAGGGAGCGUCAGUGGCAGUGGCACCGAUGCAUCUGUAUUUCUCAACCUGAUCGGAGACCAAGGAGACACCGGUCAACGUGAGCUGGUCAACUGCAAAAACAAUGUCAACAAGUUUGAGAAGGACAAUAUGGAUGAGUUCAUAAUCGAGGCGGUGUCCAUUGGGCAAGUGCGCAGGGUGAGGAUUGGUCAUGAUGGCCGAGGCGGGGGGUGUGGCUGGUUCCUGGAUAAAGUGGUUGUUAGGGAAGAGAGUCAGGCUGAGGCCCAGGGUGUGGAGUUCCCCUGUCAUAGGUGGCUUGACCGUAAUGAAGACGAUGGACAGAUCAUUCGAGAGUUAGUGCCGUUCUCAGAUGGACAAUGUCUUUACAAUAUCAGCUAUCACAUUGCGGUGAAGACUGGUGACGUCCCUGGUGGCAGUUCAGACUCCAAUGUGUUUGUUAAGCUCUAUGGGGAGAAAGGUGACACCAAUAAGACGAUGCUGUUGGUCUCAGACAACAACCUCAGGAACUACUUUGAGACAGGCCGCACUGACAUCUUCACAGUGGAAACGUUUGACAUUGGACAGAUCAACCGGCUAAUGAUUGGCCACACCAAUGAGGGCAUGCAUGCAGGCUGGUUCUUGGACAGUGUUCAGAUCAUGGUGCCAGUCCAUGGUAAACACUACAUGUUCCCCAGUCACCGCUGGCUUUGCAAGGAUGAGGCCGAUGGAAAGACAGAGGUGGAGAUUUACCCCAGCGAGAUCCUGGACAGUGAGCAAUUGAUAAACUAUGAGAUCACAGUAGUUACUGGAGACGUGACAUUUGCUGGCACCAAUGCCAGGGUGGUCAUGCAGAUCUAUGGGGAAAAGGGGAAGACUGAGAUCAUCAGCCUCAAAAGCAGAUCCAACAUCUUUGAGAGGAAUGCCACAGAUAUAUUCAAGAUAGAGGCAAGAGACGUGGGGAAGGUCUUCAAGAUCCGCAUUGGCCAUGACGGGUCAGGAAUCGGAUCCGGCUGGUUCCUGGAGAAAGUGGACGUGAAGCGCCUGACCAUGGCCUUGGUGCCCAAGGAGAAGAAAAAGGAGGACAAGAAAAAGAAGAAGAAAAAAAAGAAGGAGGAGGAGGAUGAAGAGGAGGAGGGUGGAGAGGAGGAUUGGCAGGAAGUGGUGCUGACGUACCACUUCCCCUGCUCCCGCUGGCUGGCCCGUGAUGAAGAGGACAGGGAGUGUGUGGUGGAGCUGCUGCCUGAGGAUGCAGAGGACCUGGAAGAGAACACAUACGAAGUGAGCAUCUUCACUGGCGACAUGCCGGGUGCUGGGACCGAUGCCAACGUCUACAUUAAUAUUUAUGGAGAAAAUGGGGACACUGGAGAACGCUACCUCAAGGACUCUGACAACCUUAACAAGUUUGAGAGACGGCAGGAGGAUGUUUUCACCAUAUCAGCUGUUGAUCUGGGCCCUCUAAAGAAACUACGCAUUCGUCAUGAUAACACACACUGCUAUUCAGCCUGGUACCUGGACCGCGUGGAGAUCAUGGACACGAAGGACAAUACAACUUACUACUUCCCAUGUAACCGCUGGCUGGCAGUGGACGAGGAUGAUGGGCAGGUUGCGAGAGAGCUUGUGCCUGUGGACGAGGCCUUCGUGAGGAAAAAUGAGGAUGAGGAGGGCUCAGGGGCCACUCUGGGACUGGAGCAGAAAGCUAUGUCCACCACAUAUACUCUCAAAAUCAAAACGGGAGAAAAACAGUACGCCGGAACUGAUGCCAAUGUUUUUGCCAUCCUUUUUGGGGAAAAUGACGACACGGGGGUAAUCAACUUAAAGGCGUGUAUGUCCUACAAGAAUAAAUUUGAGCAAGGAAUGGUUUAUGAGUUCACUGUGGAGGCCGUGGACCUGGGAGAGCUGGAAAAACUACGAAUCGGCCAUGACAACUCGGGAGGUUCACAUGGUUGGUUCUUGGACUGGGUUGAGAUUGAUGCCCCAUCACAAGGUCAGAAAUUGUGUUUCCCAUGUGGCCGCUGGUUUGAUAAAGGAGAAGAUGACGGCGCCGUAGUGAGAGACCUGUACCCUGCUGAGUUACAGACUGAACUCUAUAUGCCAUUUGUGCCUUAUGAGCUUAAGGUAUACACCAGCGAUGAGUUUGGCGCGGGGACGGAUGCGGAUGUGUUUAUCGUCUUGUAUGGAUGCAAGGGCGUGUGCACACAGCAGAAACACCUCUGCGUCAACAAGAGAGAGAGGCGGCUGUACUUCGAGAGGGGAGCCGAGGACAUGUUUAUCGUGGAGCUAGAGGAUGUCGGUGACACCAUUGAGAAGAUCAGGAUAGGACAUGACAACAGGGGCUCCAACCCUGGAUGGCACCUUGACAGAGUGGAAAUCAGACGACAGCUUCGAAAAGGAAAGGGUUCGGAGACGACCAUAUUCCCAUGCGAGCGCUGGCUGGCAAAGUCUGAAGACGACGGCGAGACGGUCAGAGAGCUGGUCCCCUCUGAAAUCAUCACUGAGAAACUCCUCCGAGAUGGCACACUGAAACGCACUGAGAUCGAGGUGGAGGACGCCCUGGAAACUCACACAUACAAAGUGUCUGUGAGGACGGGUGAUAUGUAUGGAGCAGGAACCGAUGCCAAUGUCUUUCUCACCAUUUAUGGGGACCUGGGAGACACAGGGGAGCGAAAGCUCAGCAAGUCUGAGAACAACAGCAACAAGUUUGAAAGAGGAGAGGUGGACAAGUUCACUAUUGAGGCUGUGGACCUGGGCCAAGUGUAUAAGAUCCGUAUCCGUCACGACAACUCUAUGCUGGGGGCUGACUGGUACCUGGACCAGAUAGAGGUACUGGACAUGGAAACAGAGGAGGUGUACAUGUUCCUCUGUGAGCGCUGGCUGUCAAAGAAGAAGGAAGACAAACGCAUAGAGAGAAAUUUCUUCAUCAAGGGAUAUGAGGGUGAGAGACAUAAUGACCCAAACUCCAAGAAGAUAACCCAGGCCAAGUUAGGGUUGGACAGAAAUGCCAAUAAGAAGAAAAAGAAGAAAAAGGCAGCAGCUGUUGAGGAGGGUCCAAUUAUCCCAUAUCACUUCACUUUGUCCACUGGGAUGGACCGCGAUGCCGGCACUACCGCCAGGGUGUAUGUCAUCAUCAUAGGAGACAAUGGCCUUGAGACAGACCGUCUGUGGCUGGACCUGCCAGAGGGGAAGAUGUGUUUUGCAGUCGGUACCAUGGAACACUUGUGUGAUGGAAUGGAUGUCGGGGAGAUCAAGAGGGUAGAACUCGGCCAUAACGGUGCCACCCCAGAGAGCUGCUGGUUGGUGGAUGAGCUGUCGAUUGCUGUGCCAACCAAAGGUAUUAAGCACAUCUUCCAGUGUAAGUGUUGGCUGGCUAAAGACAGAGGAGACGGUCUCACUGCUAGACUAUUCAACGUCCUGGACUCCGCCACUAUCAAUAUUGUCCGCAAGGUCAUCUAUGAAACCACAGUAGUCACAGGUAACAUCCAGUACGCAGGAACUGAUACCAACAUCUUUCUGACUGUAUUUGGGGCCAACGGGAGGACAGAGGAAAUGCUGCUACACAAGAAUGAAGACAGAUUUGAAAGAGGCCAAGAAGAUACAUUCAAUCUAGAGAUCGAUGAUAUUGCUCCUCUCAAGAAGAUCAGACUUCGGAUUGAUGGCACUGGAAGUCGGCCAGACUGGUUUCUUGACAAGAUCCUUAUGCGGAACAAAACCACAGAGGAAGUAUAUAUGUUCACCUAUGAGAACUGGAUUUCCAAGACCAAAGGGCCACAGAGGACCAAGGUGUGUGAGCUGCCAGCUGUGGUGGAGGAGGAGGAGAUGGUGGAGAAAACCACCUACAUCAUCCAAGUUAAGACCAGUGAUAUCGGAGGUGCUGGGACUGAUGCCAAUGUGUUGUUGAUGCUGUUUGGAGAGUUCGGGGACACCGGGACACUAGCUUUGAAGGAGAGCACUAACAGGAACAAGUUUGAGCGUAAAAUGAAAGACGUUUUCCGUUUCUCUGAAAUGCUCAGUCUCGGGGAGCUGUCCAAGAUCCGGGUGUGGCAUGACAACAAAGGCCCCGCACCUGGUUGGCACCUGGAGUACAUUGAUGUAAAGGAUGAGGCCAUGAACCAGACUUUCAGGUUCCCCUGCGACCGCUGGCUGGCUAAAAAUGAGGAUGACAGACAGAUCAUGAGAGAGCUGGCCUGUGCCAACAAUGACGCUGUAGACCUCAAUGACAAAAUCAAAUAUGAAAUUGCCACAACGACUGCUAACACAGAGGAUGCGGACACCACAGAGAAUGCUUGGAUUGUGCUGGAAGGGAAGAAAGCCCGUUCUAAAGAGUUUGUUCUGGAGAACAAGAAGAAGAAGUUCUUAUGCGGUGCCACUGACACCUUUGAGUUUUCAUCCAAGCACGUGGGCGAGAUAGCUGGUAUCUGCCUCGGCCAUAUAACCAAAGAUGGCAAGAAAGUCAAGAGCGAGGGAUUCUGGCACAUCAUGGAAGUGGUUGUGACAGAGAAGGAGCUGGGAAACAAGUAUUUCUUCCACUGUGAUGCUCAGAUUCCCCUGGCAGCCAAAAAGGAUCAGUACCAGACCUUUGAGUGCUACAAGUCCAUAGAGAGUUUCGCAAGCAAAGUCCGCAAUCUUGUCCCCAUCAAGUAUGAGAUCAUCGUCAUUACUGGAGACGUCAAAGCGGCGGGCACAGAUGCAGGUGUUUUCAUCACCAUUUACGGCAUCAACGGCGACUCUGGCAAGCGGCAGCUGCGACAGAGGUUUCGGAACCUGUUUGAACGGGGUCGGACGGAUCGCUUUGUCCUGGAGAUGCUGGAUUUGGGAGAGCUGCUGAGAGUUAAGGUGGAGCACGACAACUUUCGCACCAACUCCGGGUGGUACCUUGAGUGCAUUGAAGUAAUCAAUACAGCCAACUCUGUGACCACUAUCUUCCAGUGUGGGAAGUGGUUGGAUGUUAACAAGGCCGACGGGCAGAUCCAGAGAGUGCUCUACCCAAAGUAUUAG